Geosmithia morbida is the source of this 2172-nucleotide messenger RNA. RefSeq names its product ubiquitin-like modifier-activating enzyme ATG7. Gene Ontology annotation, molecular function: Atg8 activating enzyme activity; Atg12 activating enzyme activity. The record is from RefSeq and is a predicted model, not a curated record. The transcript is spliced from 2 exons. Gene Ontology annotation, cellular component: cytoplasm; phagophore assembly site. Gene Ontology annotation, biological process: cellular response to nitrogen starvation; protein modification by small protein conjugation; piecemeal microautophagy of the nucleus. The coding region runs from base 1 to 2172 and encodes 723 amino acids. Lineage: Eukaryota; Fungi; Ascomycota; Sordariomycetes; Hypocreales; Bionectriaceae.
AUGGCCUCCCAUGCGCCGUUGCAGUUUGCAACGUUUACGUCAGAGAUUGAGCUGCCCUUCUACUCAGCCCUGUUUGCGUCCAAGCUCGACUAUGACAAGCUAGACGACUCGGCUCGGGGUGUCCUGGGUUUGUAUGAGCCGCGGUUUGCCGAGCCGGACUCCAGUUGCAAGAUGCAGAUCCUGGGGAAUGCCCUCACCAGCCAAGACACCCCGCUCGGUACCGCCCGCGCCGAGGGUAUCAUCAAGAAUGUCAACACGCUGGACGGCUUCAAAAACACCGACAAAUCGGCCAUGAUACGGACGGCAGGCCGACAGAUCUGGGACGCCAUCAACGAUGGGAGCAUCUACUCUGUCCCGUCGCUCCUCUCGUCCUUCAUCAUCCUGUCGUACGCCGAUCUCAAGAAGUACAAGUUCACCUACUGGUUCGCCUUCCCCGCGCUGCACUCCGACCCCCAAUGGCGCCGGGCCGGGGCCGCCGAGCGGUUCGACGCCGACGAGAGCACGGCCCUGGUGGACCGCGUGGGCACGUGGCGCUACAGCGUCGACAGCCGCGAGCACGGCUUCUUCCUCGCCAAGAAGGUGCGCGGCCAAAGUACCGAGCCCGAGGAGGGAGAGGCCGCCAACCGCCUGCCCUACCGGUGGGAGGUGGCGUCGCUGCGGCAGUUCGAGAACGGCUUCCUGGCUGACGUGCCGGAGGAAGACCGGUACGUCGCCUUCGCCGACCCGUCGACGUACGCCGAGGGUCCCGGCUGGCCGCUGCGUAACCUCCUGGUCCUCAUGCGCCAGCGCUUCAAGCUGUCCAAGGCCAAGGUGCUCUGCUACCGGGACACGUGGGCGAGGCGUCACGAGGCGCGAAGCGUGGUGCUCCCUAUAGAGGUAGACUCCACCGCGGAUGAGGGGAGCACGGCCAUGAAAGAGAUGCCCAAGGUGACCGGGUGGGAGAGGUCGCGCAACGGCAAGCUGCAGGCGCAGCAGGCCAACCUGGGCGAGUACAUGGACCCGAGCCGUCUGGCUGACUCGUCUGUGGAUCUGAACCUGAAGCUGAUGAAGUGGCGGCUUGCGCCGGAUCUGGACCUGGAGCUCAUAAAAAACACAAAGUGCCUACUCCUCGGGGCGGGAACGCUGGGCGGCUACGUCUCGCGCAACCUGCUGGGCUGGGGCGUGCGCAAGGUGACGUUUGUCGACUACGGGAGAGUCUCGUACUCGAACCCGGUCCGGCAACCCCUCUUUGAGUUUGACGACUGCGUCGGCGGCGGGCGGCCAAAAGCUGAGCAGGCGGCCCGCAUGCUCAAGAGGAUAUACCCCGGCGUAGACGCCGAGGGACACUCCCUCCAGGUGCCCAUGCUCGGACACGCGGUCACGGACGAGGAGCGCACGCAGGCCGACUUCGAGAAGCUGAAGAAGCUGAUCGAGGCGCACGACGUCGUCUUUCUCCUCAUGGAUACGAGGGAGUCGCGGUGGCUGCCGACGGUCAUGGCGAAGGCUGCGGGGAAGAUUGUCAUGAAUGCCGCGCUGGGGUUCGACUCAUACGUCGUCAUGCGGCACGGGUCGGAGAGUUCCGAGGCUGGACUGGGCUGUUAUUUCUGCAACGAUGUCGUCGCGCCGGCAGACGUAGGUCCCCCCUCCCAUCUCUCGCCUGAUUUUACUCUUCCCCCUUUCUUUUUCUCGACACCUUCAUCCCGGAGUGAGAUGCUGACUCCUCUGCAGUCGAUGAAAGACCAGACACUAGACCAGCAAUGCACCGUUACGCGGCCCGGCGUAGCAGCCAUGGCGUCAGCGCUCCUCGUCGAACUACUGACGAGCCUCCUCCAGCACCCCAAGGGAAAGGACGCGCCGGCGCCGCAGACGUCCAGCCCCCAGUCGACGCCGGAGCGCGACCCCCCCUCCCAUCCUCUGGGUCUGGUCCCGCACCAGAUCCGAGGGUACGUGUCGACGUUUCAGCAGCUGGUGAUCAGGGGACAGUCCUACGACUGCUGCAGCGCGUGCAGCCCGUCCAUCAUCGGGGCGUACCGGAAGGGGGGGUGGGACUUUGUCAAGCGGGCACUGCGAGAGAAGGAUUAUGUGGCGGAACUGUCGGGUCUGGCUGAGGUGCAGAGACGGGCGGAGGAGAUGGCUGGGGACGUGGAUUGGGAUGAGGAGGGGCUGGAGGAUGGGGAAGGGGAACUUGUCUGA